AUGAGGGAUUAUGCCUUUCUUAAAGUGUCAUCGUGGAAGAAAAUUUUGAGGUUUGGACGGAAGGGAAAGCUUAGCCUUAGAUUUAUUGGGUCUUAUUGUAUACUUAAGCAUGUGGGAUCGGUCACCUAUCAACUUGAAUUGCCUCCGGAUUUGGAUAGGAUUCAUGAUGUAUUUCAUGUCUCAAUGCUGAGACGGUACCAUUCUGAUCCCUCGCACGUGGUGCCAGCUGAGGAAAUCGAGGUUAGGCCUGAUUUAACUAUUGAGAAGGAAGCAGUGCAGAUAUUAGAGCGUGAUAUUAAAGUAUUGAGGAAGAAAUCUAUUCCCUUGGUCAAAAUGCUUUGGCGCAAUCAUGGUGCAGAAGAAGCCACGUGGGAACCAGAAGAGGCGAUGUGA
Messenger RNA from Gossypium arboreum, 393 nucleotides. RefSeq lists its product as uncharacterized. Bases 1 to 393 code for a protein of 130 amino acids. Lineage: Eukaryota; Viridiplantae; Streptophyta; Magnoliopsida; Malvales; Malvaceae. The transcript has a single exon. The record is from RefSeq and is a predicted model, not a curated record.